UGAAUUCGGUCAGAUAACAGCGAUGAAAUAUAUGUCACCACGUCUCUGUUGUGCAUAGAGAUAGCGCCAUAUUGCUGAUUAAGAUAACUUUGAAGUCUCCUUAACACUGAACGUCUCACCUGACCAGGUGUACAUGUCAAGAGAGACAGCACAUCUAAACGGCGACUGGGGGCGAGUACCUGCCACCAAGAGAAAUAUUUUUUGGAGUAAGGAGGCUCAGAGAUACUGGUCUAAGGAGCCAUGUCUCUGUCUAAAAUCCUAACGGAAGAUUUCCUAACGUGCAGCAUAUGCCUUGAAAAGUUCAAAGAUCCCAAGGUCCUCGGCUGUACACAUACCUUUUGCCAGCAUUGCCUCCAAGACCAUUUGGACAGAAAUUUCCGAGGUCAGCCUCGCUUCCCUUGUCCUAUCUGUAGACGUCAAUGGGACCUCCCUGGGGGCGGUGUUUGCAGUUUACAAACCAACCAUCUUCUGGUCAGCAUAUCACACACACUUGAUCAAGUAGAAAAGGCAAAGAAUGCCAAAAAAUGCGAGGUAUGUAGCCUGAGAAAGGUCGGCAAUCCACCAACGGCAACAAAACGUUGUUUGGACUGUGAGGAAAGUAUGUGUGGUGAUUGUUCUUCGGAGCAUGUACUUCAUAAGUUAAAUCGUGACCACAAACUGUUUUCUGUCGACCAGUUUGACAGCGACGAAUACGCAAAAGAGCUUCGGGCCCAACAAAACAUCCUUUGUGACCACAACAACAAGGACCCCGUAGAAAUAUUCUGCCCAGUGUGUAAAAAGUUCAUCUGCGUUGGUUGUAUGGUUUUAGAACACAAAGAUCAUGAUUGCCUAAGAAUCAAAACUGCUGUCGCCAAACGCAAGGAAAAACUAGAACUCCUCGUUAGCCCCAUCGAGAAGAAACGUGCACUCUAUGAUCAGGUCAAAACCGCUGCUGAAGACCAAAAAUCAUCAGUAGAACAGGAAAGAAAAAAGGCAAAGAGCCAAGUUAACAAGCAAUUGGAGCUAGUAGUUAAGAUGGUCCGUCAACGUGCAGAGGAUCUUCUGGAAGAAAUAGAUGCCAAGUCGGACGCGAAACUAAAAGUUUUUAAUGCUUUAAUUGCAACUGCUACCGCCGACCAAAAGCAAGUGAACGACGUUCUAGACUUCUCGAGAAAGCUUAUUAACCAUGGGAACGAUAUGGAUAUCCUGCAAAUGGCCUCCGCCUGUGAGCAAAGCAGCAACAGCCUCCAAACUCUCGACAUCCCGAAACUGCCCGCAGCUUUGACCCAGCUACAGCUUAACACCAACGACAUGGAGGAGUGCGUUACCAGUGUCCACAGUUGCCUUGGAGACGUGGUUCCCGCUGCGAGUGGAAGACUAGUGAGAUCAUUCAAAAUAGAACUGGACAAAUUUCAUGAGGAGGUGAUCAGUCACGUGACCAUCGAUGCAAAUGGUGACACCCUUAUUGGUCUUUGGUGUGAUAAAGACAAUUUACGGAAUAGAAUCCAUAUCUAUGAUAACACCUUUGUCCUACAGGGCACAAUUCCAAACCCACGGGCAGCAGAAAAUGACGCGUUUGGUGGGAUUGCCAUUGAUGAUGAUGGUAACAUCGUCACUAGGUGUCAGGGGUCAAAUGAAAUCAUUGUCUACACCAAGACAGGGGACCAGGUGAGAACAUUCUACAGUAAAUCACCAGAGGCAGUAGCGGUCAACAGCAAGGGUCACUAUGUAGUGGCAGGCUGUUUUAAUCUGACUGUGCACCACAAGGAUGGCAAGGUCCUGCAGACGACACCAGACCCACGUGGUAAAUAUUUCAAAUACGUUCACUGUAACGUGAAUGACGACGUCAUAGUCUCAAAUCCCGGAGAUGGUCACAUUCGUGUGUACAAUUCCACUCUCAAGCUUAAAUACAAAUAUGGUACCCAGGGUGAUGGGGACGGACAGGUUAACGGUCCACGCGGCACAUGCCGCUUGAAUAAUGGAGACAUAAUUCUAGCAGACCUCAACAACCAUCGUUUACACCUGGUGUCACCGGAUGGGAAAUUCAAGUGUUUUCUCUUAAACAAAGAUAAUGGACUGCUCAAGCCGAAAGACGUCGCUAUUAACCAUCUUGGAAAACUGGUCGUCGGGGAAAGUGGAGGCCAUAUUAAAUUAUAUGAAUUAUGA
Molecule: messenger RNA, 2145 nt
Organism: Lingula anatina
Lineage: Eukaryota; Metazoa; Brachiopoda; Lingulata; Lingulida; Lingulidae
Product: E3 ubiquitin-protein ligase TRIM56-like
Molecular function (GO): zinc ion binding; protein binding
Source: RefSeq, a predicted model, not a curated record